Messenger RNA from Cutaneotrichosporon oleaginosum, 1676 nucleotides. RefSeq lists its product as uncharacterized. The record is from RefSeq and is a predicted model, not a curated record. Gene Ontology annotation, molecular function: sequence-specific DNA binding; zinc ion binding. Gene Ontology annotation, biological process: regulation of DNA-templated transcription. NCBI's taxonomy places the organism in Eukaryota, Fungi, Basidiomycota, Tremellomycetes, Trichosporonales, Trichosporonaceae.
CUCUCUUGCACUCUUCAACGACAACAAUCCCACGACACUGCAUUUCUUCACCGAUCCCACCUCACAUUCAUCCAUUCAUUCAUCAUCCUCCUCCUCCUCCUCCUCCUCAUCAUCACCCUCAUCCUCCUCCUCCCCAUCAUCAUCAUACCCACUCACGACACACCACACCACACUCAGCGCCACCGACGCCCGUGUCCCUGCACAAAAUCGUUGCCGCGUACUCCGACUGUCGACUCGCGCAUAAUCCACACGACCUGCCCUCUUAUCCCGCACUUCCACACCCAUCCAGAGAAUCAUUCCUCUUAGCCUCCCACACAUCCUGCGGCACAUAAAAGCCACUCAUCACCACCGACGUCCCCGAUCUCCAUCGCUCGUCUCAUACACUCUCACGAGCUGUCACAUCGCAUCACAACUCAACCACUGUUAGGCCCGGACAUCCAGCCGAGCGGCCUCGCGCCGUCGACAUCCAAUAAUCUUAGCCACCCGAUGGGCAGCGUCUCCCGGUCCAUCCCUUCUGCAUCCUCUAGUCAACUCUCCGCGUUGUCCGGAUCCGCACCACGCCAACAGGGUUCCGCGCGUCCUGCCGACCAGUCCUGGCCGUCUUCUGCGUCUUUUUACGAGCCGCGCGACCCCGCUGGAACGCUGCGUCGUACUCUUCACUCGCCUACCCCAAUCGUGCACAACUUGUCUCCUCCCAGACAAAGAACGAGCCCUCACCAUCUGGCCUCCCCCCACCCCGAACCUAGGACGACUAAUUCGGCUUACGAGUGGCCCUUUGAGCGCGACACGCGCGAGCUCGGCCAGACUUCAUCCUCGUCCAAUCUACACUCUUCCAGGAUGCAGUCGACUCGCGACCCACAGCAGCACCUGUACGGCCUACUGCCUGAUGCGAUGGCUGGCCCUUCUUCCGGCCCAGCUCCUUUCCUCCCGCCCGAGCAAUACGGUGGCGGCAGCAGUACAGGAGGCAACAACAUGGACUUCCAGUGGAUGACCAACCCGGACGCGUACCCGCCCUCCCUGUUUCCCGGGUACAGCACUAACCCGAUGAGCGGCGACCCCAACAGCCGCGCCGACAGUGAGACGACGGCGCAAGUCGGAGUGGCCGAGUAUACCAAGGCCCUCUCCAUAUUUCGGCAUCUGCAAGCUGCUCUUCCCCACAUGCGCCCUGCAAAUGGACCGGGUCCUCCCGCUACAGGUCAAGACUUCCGUUCACUGCUGGACAUCGCGCACACUGCAUCCGACAUACUUGAGGGAAGGACCCCGAAACUGACGCCUGCGCCCCAGCGCACUCCGCCCCACGAGCGGCCCGAUCAUACGUUCCCCGGCGCCAAGCGUCGCGCGAACACGUACUGUCGCGGUUGUGGCGUAACCGAGACGCCGGAGUGGCGCCGCGGACCUCUAGGACCCCGCACUUUGUGCAAUGCUUGCGGCCUCGUCCACAUGAAGAUGCAACGCAAGAAGAAGAAGGCGGAGGAGCGGGCUGCGCAGGAGAACGCGACACAGCCGCAUCCGCUGUAGAGAUCUGCGUGAGCAACAGGCCAGUAGGCCACUGUCGGAGUCAGCGCGCACCACAGGGUGCAGGUCGGAGCUGGAUUCCGAGUCAUAUGAUACAGCAUAGGGUAGUCGUCCAGAUAUUCCUAGGGCAUGGACCCAGGACAUGGAUAGUGAUCUCUCAU